AUGACGCGACUUGGUCUACUUACGUGCCUGUCCUUGGCGUACUGGGCUUCGGGUGCAUCUGCUGCUCCAGCUGCCAGCUGCACGUUUACGGACGCUGCGAGCGCCAAGGCUGGCAAAGGGUCUUGCAGCACCAUCACGCUUUCCAACAUCAAGGUGCCUGCGGGCCAGACGCUGGAUCUGACUGGACUCAAGGACGGAACUAGGGUCGUCUUCUCGGGAACCACGACCUUUGGAUACACACCGUGGGAGGGUCCGCUGAUCUCGAUCUCCGGCAACAAGAUCGACAUCAGCGGAGCUUCUGGCUCGUUGAUCGACGGCGGCGGCGGCCAGUGGUGGGACGGAAAGGGAAGCAAUGGCGGCAAGACCAAGCCCAAGUUCUUCUUCGCUCAUGGGCUUAGCAACAGCAACAUUCGGUCGCUGAACGUCAAAAAUACACCGGUGCAGGCGUUCAGCAUCAACGGAUGCACGAAUCUGAACGUGGACCACGUGACGAUCGACAACUCUGCGGGCGAUGUUGGCGAACAGGGUCACAACACGGAUGCGUUUGAUGUGGGAAGCUCGAACGGUGUGUUCAUCACCAACGCCAAUGUGCGCAACCAGGACGAUUGCCUGGCGGUCAACUCGGGCACGAACAUCCUCUUCUCCGGCGGCUACUGCUCGGGCGGCCAUGGACUGUCGAUCGGCAGCGUCGGUGGACGCAGCGACAACACGGUGGACGGCGUGCGGAUUGAAAAUUCGCAGGUGGUGAACAGCGAGAACGCGGUGCGCAUCAAGACGGUCUCGGGAGCGACUGGGCUUGUGAACAAUGUGACGUACGCCAACAUCCAAAUGUCUGGCAUCAGCAAGUAUGGGAUCGACAUCCAGCAGGACUAUCUCAACGGCGGCCCUACAGGCACGCCUACGAACGGCGUCAAGGUGACCAACGUCAACAUCAACGGCAUCACUGGGUCGGUGUCUUCGGGUGCCACGCGGGUCUACCUGCUGUGCGGCUCGGGGUCGUGCUCCAAGUGGAAGUGGAGCGGUGUCUCGUUGACUGGCGGGCAGAAGAGCACCAAGUGCACCAACGUCCCUUCGCCCGCCACGUGCUGA
Messenger RNA from Moesziomyces antarcticus, 1089 nucleotides. RefSeq names its product glycoside hydrolase family 28 protein. Gene Ontology annotation, molecular function: polygalacturonase activity. The record is from RefSeq and is a predicted model, not a curated record. Gene Ontology annotation, biological process: pectin catabolic process. The coding region runs from base 1 to 1089 and encodes 362 amino acids. Lineage: Eukaryota; Fungi; Basidiomycota; Ustilaginomycetes; Ustilaginales; Ustilaginaceae. Gene Ontology annotation, cellular component: extracellular region. The transcript has a single exon.